AUGAGGAGGCUCGUCCUCCUGCUGUGCACCGGCGUGACCUGUUGCAUCGCGGCGGGAGGCCCUCCGCGGGUCGCGGAGGCUGCGCUGCCGGGAGGAGAUGCCCCCGGCGCCCAGCUGCCGCGGGACGGGCAGGGGCCGGGGCCGGUGCCCCGGCCGCAGGUGAAGUUCAACCUCCGCUCCUCGCCGGACACCGAGGAGGACGGCUGCACGCUCGCCCUCGGGCAGCAGAAGCGUCUGGAGGACUGCAAGUUCAACGUGACAGCGAAGACCUUCUUCAUCAUUCACGGCUGGACGAUGAGUGGUAUGUUCGAAACCUGGCUGGGCAGUUUGGUAUCCGCUCUUCAGGAGAGGGAGAAGGAUGCCAACGUGGUCGUGGUGGAUUGGCUUUCGCUUGCCCACCAGCUCUAUACCGAUGCUGUGAACAACACGCAGAUUGUCGGAAAAAGCAUAGCGAGGCUGCUUGACUGGUUACAGGAGAACCCGCUCUUCCAGCUCGAGAAUGUCCACCUGAUCGGGUACAGCCUGGGCGCCCACGUUGCCGGCUUUGCUGGUAACCACGUCCAUGGGACAAUAGGCAGAAUUACAGGCUUGGAUCCGGCUGGCCCUAUGUUUGAAGGCGUGGACCCUAGCAAGCGUCUCUCCCCUGAUGAUGCUAAGUUUGUGGAUGUCCUUCACACCUACACAAGGGAAACACUGGGCGUUAGCAUUGGGAUCCAGAUGCCUGUAGGCCACGUUGACAUCUACCCCAAUGGGGGAGACUUCCAGCCUGGCUGUGGAUUAAGUGAUGUCUUGGGAGCAAUUGCCUACGGGACAAUUGGUGAAGUUGUUAAAUGUGAACACGAGCGGUCUGUGCACCUCUUCGUGGACUCCCUCGUGAACCAAGACAAACAAAGCUUCGCGUUUCAAUGUACCGAUUCCAGUCGCUUCAAGAAGGGCAUCUGCCUGAGCUGCCGGAAGAACCGCUGCAGCGGCAUCGGCUACAACGCCAGGAAAACACGGAACAAAAGAAACAGCAAGAUGUACUUAAAAACAAGAGCUGACAUGCCAUUCAAAGUCUACCAUUAUCAGAUGAAAAUGCAUGUCUUCAGCUACAAAAGCUUGGGAGAGGCUGAUCCCACUUUCUCCGUCACCCUUCAUGGUACCAAUGGAGACUCUGAACCCCUCUCUCUAGAAAUGCUUGAUCAAAUUGGCCUAAAUGCAACCAACACUUUCCUGGUCUAUACUGAAGAGGACAUGGGUGAACUUUUAAAAAUAAAGCUCACCUGGGAGGGAACAUCUCAGUCAUGGUACGAUCUGUGGAAAGAGUUGAGGAGCUACUGGUAUCGGCCUGCGAAGUCUGCCCAGGAACUGCAUAUCAGACGUAUACGUGUGAAAUCUGGGGAAACGCAACAAAGGUUUGCUUUCUGCGUGGAAGAUUCCCAGCUGACCAGUAUAUCUCCUGGUAAAGAGCUCUGGUUUGUGAAGUGCACAGAGGAAUAUCAAAAAAGACCUGUCUCAAAUUUGCUCUGAAGACUUCUCUAAAGACUCACAACUGAGCAACCUAGAUGCACAAAGACCACACAGGUGGAAAAAUGCUCUGGCAAGAAUCUGGCUUGGUAGCACUUAAAGCAACUAGCUCUUCAGGACAAAACAUCUUGGAUCAGACACAAGAAACUGAGGAGCAAUUGAUGGACUGUGGUCCUAGACCUAGAAUAACUAAAACUACAUUCUCCCUUCCCGAGGAGCCUGGUUUGUGCAUUUAACCUUACCUUGACCUGUUACAUGCUGCA
Molecule: messenger RNA, 1769 nt
Organism: Gavia stellata (red-throated loon)
Lineage: Eukaryota; Metazoa; Chordata; Aves; Gaviiformes; Gaviidae
Gene: LIPG
Product: lipase G, endothelial type
Exons: 10
Coding region: 1-1509 (502 amino acids)
Biological process (GO): lipid metabolic process
Molecular function (GO): protein binding; lipoprotein lipase activity
Source: RefSeq, a predicted model, not a curated record